GCCUAGACAAUCAAUAUCUUAAGUUUCAUCUUUAUAACCAUUCAACCUUCCACUCACCUUCCAUAUGUCAAAAACCAAUUUCAUAUCCUCUUUCUUUAUUCAUCUCUUCAAACACCAAAACUUUAUUAUAUAUAAAUGCCAUUUCCAUAACUCUUCUACACAAACAAACCCCACAAUCACUUACUACUUGAAAAUGGGUUCUUCUUCAAUGACAAUCUCCCCAAGAAAGCUUCAUUCAGAUUUAUACUCCUUUUCACACCAACAAGAUUCUAGCACUCCACUAGUGAUAAAUGUUCUUGCUUCAUUGAUUGAGAGAAACAUGGCAAGAACAAAGAGAAUAGUGAAAAAUUGUUCUAAGUCUUUGUCUAAGGCAAUUAGUACAAACAUCUUUGAUUGUAGAGAGAUCCCAGAUUUGUCAAUCCAAUCUUAUUUAGAGAGAAUUUUUAGGUACACUAAAGCAGGAUCUUCGGUUUAUGUUGUGGCUUAUGUUUAUAUUGAUAGGUUUUGUCAGAUCAAUCCUGGAUUUAGAAUCAAUGCUAGAAAUGUUCAUAGACUUCUCAUUACAACUAUCAUGGUGGCUUCCAAAUAUGUUGAAGACUUGAACUAUAGAAAUUCAUACUUUGGAAGAGUUGGUGGAUUAACAACUAUUGAGCUAAACAAGUUGGAGCUUGAAUUUCUGUUCAUGAUGGGAUUCAAAUUACAUGUAAAUGUGAGUGUUUUUGAGAGUUAUUGUUGUCAUUUAGAGAGAGAGGUUGGAAUUGGGGGAGGGUACCAUAUUGAGAAGACAUUAAGGUGUGCAGAAGAAAUCAAAGCAAGACAUAGGAAAGAAAUUACGGGUUACACACAGAUUCCUCGUGUUAUGUUGUAAUUUAACUAAUGAUUUUAAAAUUUGUUUUACUAUGUUGUUGGAUAUUAAAUUUAGACACAUUUCUAGGAGGUUAUUUCAAUCUUAGAUUGUCUAUAUUGUGAGAGACUUACUUGGUGUAUAUUUGAAUAUGUAAAAGCUUGCAAGUAAAAAAAAAAGGUACAAUGAUUUAUCAUGAUUCUAAAAACUUUGACUU
This is a messenger RNA of Vicia villosa (hairy vetch), 1061 nucleotides long. RefSeq names its product cyclin-U2-2-like. Gene Ontology annotation, molecular function: protein kinase binding. Bases 65 to 868 code for a protein of 267 amino acids. Lineage: Eukaryota; Viridiplantae; Streptophyta; Magnoliopsida; Fabales; Fabaceae. The transcript is spliced from 2 exons. Gene Ontology annotation, biological process: regulation of cyclin-dependent protein serine/threonine kinase activity. The record is from RefSeq and is a predicted model, not a curated record.